Messenger RNA from Sebastes umbrosus (honeycomb rockfish), 2290 nucleotides. RefSeq names its product flavin adenine dinucleotide synthetase 1 (gene flad1). Lineage: Eukaryota; Metazoa; Chordata; Actinopteri; Perciformes; Sebastidae. The coding region runs from base 456 to 2039 and encodes 527 amino acids. Gene Ontology annotation, molecular function: FMN adenylyltransferase activity. The record is from RefSeq and is a predicted model, not a curated record. The transcript is spliced from 11 exons. Gene Ontology annotation, biological process: FAD biosynthetic process.
CAUCAGCUGUUGUCAGCUGUUAGCAGUAGCAUCAUGCUACCCGAGUGGAGAUUUUGCUAAAGCAACUCGGAAGAUAGUCGCGUUUCGGUACCGUUCGUGUAGCUGACAGCCUACUAAUCAUAUCUACUUUGACCAAACGACAUAUUAAACCGAUCCGCAUCGUUUAUUUACUGAUUCUAUCACAACAACAGGACCGUCUCUUCAGUUUACUUCCGUGUACAUCAAGAGGCUAACCGUUAGGACGGAUCUGAUUGGCUCUCAGACCUCUCGGUGAAGCCCGUUCUUGUUUCUGAUUGGACGGCUGACGACACGUCACGUUUUGAGUGACAUGUAGCCACAAAGGGUUGGAUACGUAACGAGGUCACAUGAAGCUCAGGAAUGCUCCCUGGUAGGAGGCAAGUUAUGAAGGAGAAGAAGACCUGAAAUAUUUUUAUGACACUCCAUAUGGAUUCUUCAUGUUGACCAUUGCUUUUCCCAAACUGAGUCGACCAGUGGUGCGUGUGAGGAAACUGGCAGCUCAGCUCACCAAAGCAACCAUGUCCACAAUCCACCAGGGCUCUAGUCCGUCCUUUGCAGCCAACGGGGAUGCUCCCACUGCAGCCAUUCUCAUCAUUGGAGAUGAGAUACUCAAGGGUCACACACUGGACACAAACAGCGCCUUUCUGACACGAGCCCUAAGGAAGCUCGGAGUGUCUGUGCAGCGCAUAACGGUCGUACCGGAUAUACAAGAGGUCAUCGCCAAAGAGGUGGCCCUCCUUUCCCCUCAGUACACACACCUCAUCACUUCAGGGGGCAUAGGCCCCACCCAUGACGAUGUCACCUUUGAGAGCGUCGCCAUGGCGUUCCAAGAGGAGUUGCAUCCCCACCCUGAGCUCUCCCGGUUGGUUGAGGAGUUUUUCGGGGUGUCGGAUAAGGACAGCGCUGCUAUGAAGCUGGCUAUGGUGCCUCUCUCGGCCAAUCUCAACUACGGAACCGACCCUCAGACUGGACAGCUGCUCCGCUACCCACUGGUCAGUGUGCGUAACGUAUAUAUCUUUCCUGGGAUCCCAUCUCUGAUGGAGAGGGCCUUCAUGGGGCUGGAGCACCUCUUCGCUGGUUCAGGGACCACUUUUCACACCCGUGAGGUGUUCGUGGAUGCAGACGAAACAGAAAUCGCCACCGUGCUGACCAAACUGCAGGCCGGUUGGGGCCGGAAGGUGGCUCUCGGCUCCUACCCCGACUGGCUGAGCAACUACCACAGAGUCCGGCUGGUCCUGGACUCGGAUAGCCAGGAGGAGAUAGACAAAGCCCGGGCACAGCUGCUGGACAAGCUGCCCAAGGGUAGCGCGGUGCCCUUAGUCACUGACCCGGUGUCCAUCGCCACCGCUGAGGUGUACAUGCUGGCUAACAGCGGCUCUCCGUUGGGUGAGAAAGUUCUGUCUGCGCUGAAGACGAUAGAGGCCGCGCUGGAUCAGUAUUCGACGGAGGAAGUCUGCAUCGGCUUCAACGGAGGCAAAGACUGCACGGCGCUGCUCCAUCUCUACUACGCAGCAAUGAAACGGCGAUAUCCGGAUGGUAAAGACAAGGUGAAAGCCCUGUAUAUCCGUAUCGUCUCUCCAUUCCCAGAAAUGGAGAGGUUCCUUCAGGACACGAUAAAAAGAUACGACUUGGAGAUAUUCUCCGUGGAGGGCAGCAUACGGCAGGCGCUGAGCGAGGUGCAGGAGAGGAAGCCGGAGCUGAAAGCGGUCCUGAUGGGGACCAGGAGGAGUGACCCCUACUCGCACACACUCACAGCCAUGUGUCCCACUGACCCCGGCUGGCCAGACUACAUGAGAGUCAACCCCUUACUAGACUGGACGUAUCACGACAUCUGGUCGUUCUUGAGGACGUUAUACGUGCCCUACUGUAUUCUCUACGAUAAAGGGUACACUUCACUGGGCAGCAUGGACAACACCUGUCGAAACGUCUCCCUCCAGACGGUGGACGGGAGGGGGGUGACGCGAUACAAGGCGGCCUACCUCCUGGAGAACGAAGAAGAGGAGCGAAACUCCCGUGCCUGAUGUAGCCUCUAGCUUCUUCUUACCCGUGUCACCUGUUGCUGAUGGAGCUUUAGUUUUUCCAGCACCUGCACAUAAAAAUCAAAACUAAACAUGUGACGUUUUGAUCAAAGUCUUCAUGUGAAUAUCUGCACAAUGAGAUUGUAAAGCAAGUCUGUGUGUGUCAGUGCUAUAUUUGUUUAUACAUGUGAGUUUCAGCCCUAAAGUAACGGCUCUCUGCGCUGUUGAAUAAAACAUCAAUCUGUGUCAUCUUU